AUGACAGAGCUAUCUUCAGCAGAAUCAUUAACUAAAUUCAUAAGGUCGAAAGAUGGUAAUAUUGAUAAGAUAGCUAAUAUUUCAAAUGAUUUAAUAAAUGAUAAAUUAGAUGUCUAUUUACCAAAUAAAAAUUCAUUCAUACUAAGUUUAUUAAUUGAUAGAAUAAAUGAUAAAUCAAGCAACCAGUUUUCAAAAUGGAAGUAUAAUAGAAAGAUAUGGAGUUUAUUGAUUAAGGUAUAUGAUUUAAUUGAUGAGAAGAAGGAAAUUCAAAGAUUAAAGAUUAUUGAAGUUGCCAUAAUACUAUUACAAAAUAACGGAGAUUGUUUAGAAGCUGUAUUUGAGGUGAUGGAGCUAUGUUUGAAGCAUUCAUAUAUUGAAAUAGAUGAAAAUUUGGCUAUUCAAUUGCUAAAAAUGUAUGUGCUCAAUGUGAAUAAAACCACUAUGAAAUACUCAGAUUUAAUUCAGAUAAUUUAUGUAAAUACAACACUGAAAUUAAGUCUAGAUGGUUCGAAGAAAUUAAAUACAAAGUUCUUUGAAGAGUGCUGUUUUCCAUUAGUUGAAUAUUUGUCAAGUCAUGAAAGAACCAACCUUGAGUCAAUACUAAUUAAAGAAUUAUUCAAUGCAAAUUCAAUACAAUACCUUGCACCUAAUUUAAACAAAGUUUUAGAAAAGCAAGAUCUAGAUUCGACAUCAAUAGUUUACUUAUACAAAUUAAUAGUCGAUCAAUUAUCUUCUAGUCAUAUGUCAGUUUGUGAAGCUUGUUUUAAUGCAAUCAGUGCUAAAUAUCCAAAAUUAUCAGAACAGUUAUUAUCCAUACUUGCAUCAUCUAGAAAAACAAUAUCUACCGAAUUUAUAGAAAAGAUAUACAAGAAUGAAAUUAAAGAUAAACAGUUUAAAGAUUUGAAUUGGUCAAUGGUAAAAUAUAUUUUUGAGAUAGAUAAUGAAAUAGCUACUAAAAAGUCAAGUUUCUUGUUCAAGAAAUAUAAUUCUGGUUUCGAAUUAGAUGAUUUGGUACUACCUGUUUCUGAAGUAAUUGUUGAUUCGUAUUUGAAAAGUAGAGAAUUAGUUGAGUUUUUAACCGAAGUGUGGCCAAGAGCAAUUAAAAAAGAUGAAUUAUGGGAAUCAUCGAGAUUUAUAAAUAUUGUUUCAAAGACAAUUAAAUCUUUAUCGAAUAAACAAUUGAAUAGUGUAAUUGAAUUGGUGUUUAAAAUGGAGGAGGAAAAUUCUCAAAGGACUAUUUUUGAAGCUAUAACUGAAGGUUUGAUAGAAUCAAAUAAUGCAUUAAUAGACUCAGUAAAGGAAAGUUUUAUAAAUAAUUCUGAAUUUUUCAAUUCUGGAAAGGAUGAAUUUUGGCAUAUUAGAUAUAAUUUGUUAUGUUUAUAUGGGGUUGAUUAUGAAAUGUCAAAGGUGUUGUUAAAUGAAGUUGAUUAUGAUUUAUAUUUUCAUUAUAAUAUCUUUAGAUUGAUUGAGUUAAGAGAAUUAGAAGAAGUUUCAGUGGCUAGACAAAGACAAUUUCUUAGUUUCAUAAAUGAUGAUGAGAAUGUUAAGUUAAUAUCACUGAUAUUCGAUAGAUGGAUGAUCAUAUUCAAUAAUUAUUUUAAUCAAGAGACUAAUAAGCAAUUAAUUGAAAUUGCAUUAACAGCUGGAGUAUUUGAUAAUCCGAAUCCAUUAUUAUUCGAACAACCAAAGUUAACUACCAUCCUAAUUCAAACCAUAUUUGAAAAAUUAUCAGACAAUUUAUUUUUAAUAAUUAAAAUUCCAAUUGUAAGCUUCAACAAGAAUAUCAAAAAAGAAUUAAUCAAUGAAUUGUAUAAUUUAUCCAUAAAGAAUAAAGAUGGAGCUUUACAACAAUUACAGUAUUUAUUACAACAUCCUACCAAUCAAUCAGAACUAGAAAUCUACUUUGAUGCAAUUAUUGAGUUACUCAAAGCUUCAAAUGCCGAAACAAAAGGUUUAACAUUUGAAAUUUGUGAAUCCAUCUGGAUAAAUCAUGUUAAACAGAUUAAAAAUGCUGACAAUUUGAAAUUUAUUGAAGGUUCAAUAUCCAAUCUACUUGAAUAUUUCGAAAAUAAUGAUACUAAAAAAAUAAGUCCCGAAAUUGAAUUCACAUUAACUAUAUUAUCAAACUCAAAUACUAUAGAGUUAUCAGAACUAGUUCAAUUACGUGAAAUAUUUACACGUAUUUGUAUUUCCAAUUUACAAAACUCGGAUGAUUUAUAUAGCAUUAAUUGGUAUUUAUGGGCUUUGACGAUGGUAAAACCAAAUAACAUCAAGUUACAAAAUAUACUUUCAGGGUUAAAUAAUGAAGUUAAAUUGAAUCCAUUGAUCCAAAAAACAAUUUUUAAAUUCAUUUGUGCUACCUUGGAUGCCAAUUAUACAAAUUCAAUUUUCAUACUAAGUUUAUUUAUAGCUUUAGGUUUUAAUGACAUAUAUGAAGAUUUAAGAACCUAUUUAAAGAGAUUAUCAGUAAAUGAACAAGAUUACAAGAAGUCAUUUGAAAUAUUCAUACAGUCUUCAACUGACUCAACAGAUCUGAUUGAUUUAUCUAUACAAAUAUCGUGUGCAUUUUUAACUACAACCACCAAACAAUUUGAAUUGCCAUUAGCUCCAUGUUUCAAUUUAUUCAACAAUUCAUAUGCCUCAGUUUUAUUAAUCUUAGAUACUUUAAAAUCAUUGCUUGUUGAAAAAGCAUGGAUAUUCAAUCAAUACUUAUUAGAAUUUACAUUAUCUCUUAUAAGUUCAAUAAUUCAUAAACUGUCAACAUUUGAAAAUCUGGAAUUGAUAUAUAUAAAAUCAAGUCAAGUCAUAUCUCAUAUAUUAUUAUAUCAUAGGUAUAAAUUAUCAACUCGUCAUAAUUUAUUAAUCAAUUUAAUAUCAUCAUUUUUCACUCCAUUAACUAAAAAUCAACCAUUGGGUCAUAGCUUAAAUGCAGCUGAUUCUUUUAUUAGAUUGUUGAGUAAUUUAUGUGAACCACAAGAAAGAUCAAAAGAAGUGAAUUUAACUACACAAUCUGACCUUUUUAAAAAAUCAUUAAGAAAACAUUUACCUAUCCUACUUACAAAUUACAUAUUUUUAAAUUUGAGAUUCAAUUUUGAUAAAUUAAUAAAUGAUAUUUUAAAAUCUGGAAUAUUUGUCAUUUUUGAUGUCCUAUCACAAACUGAAUUGAAAUCUGUCAAUGCAGCAUUAGAUUAUGCUGGAAGAUCAUUUUAUAAAACGUUAUAUGCAGAUUAUGAAGAUCAUGGGAAAUGGAAAGAUAAUUAA
Molecule: messenger RNA, 3261 nt
Organism: Insectozyma verbasci
Lineage: Eukaryota; Fungi; Ascomycota; Pichiomycetes; Serinales; Debaryomycetaceae
Source: the annotation of a GenBank genome assembly